This is a messenger RNA of Gastrolobium bilobum, 802 nucleotides long. Its product is annotated as calmodulin. The record is from RefSeq and is a predicted model, not a curated record. Lineage: Eukaryota; Viridiplantae; Streptophyta; Magnoliopsida; Fabales; Fabaceae. The coding region runs from base 92 to 586 and encodes 164 amino acids. The transcript is spliced from 3 exons. Gene Ontology annotation, molecular function: enzyme regulator activity; calcium ion binding.
AAGGGGAGGUUUUGUCGGAACAAUUUGUUCAGUCUCUCUCUCUCUCUCUCUAUAUCUAGAAAAGCAGAAAGACAGAGCAAUUCCUAUCACAAUGGCAGAUCAACUCUCCGAUGAACAGAUCUCUGAGUUCAAGGAAGCAUUCAGCUUGUUCGAUAAGGAUGGCGAUGGUAUGCACUUAUGUUUGGUUUUCGAUAAUUUUUACAGAAUUUUUUGUUGCAUCACAACCAAGGAGCUUGGAACUGUUAUGCGGUCAUUAGGUCAGAACCCAACAGAGGCAGAGCUCCAAGACAUGAUCAAUGAAGUUGAUGCUGAUGGUAACGGUACAAUCGAUUUCCCUGAGUUUCUAAACCUUAUGGCAAGGAAGAUGAAGGAUACUGAUUCUGAGGAGGAGCUGAAAGAGGCAUUCAGAGUUUUUGACAAGGAUCAGAAUGGUUUCAUUUCUGCUGCUGAGCUGCGCCAUGUGAUGACCAACCUUGGGGAGAAGCUAACUGAUGAAGAAGUUGAUGAGAUGAUUCGAGAGGCUGAUGUUGAUGGUGAUGGCCAAAUAAAUUAUGAUGAAUUUGUUAAGGUCAUGAUGGCCAAGUAGUAAUCACAACCUGAAUGAGAAUUUGGGGUUAAAAUAGGACAGAGACAAAGAAAAUUAGGACAAGGUUGUCUUUGUAGUACAACACCUAGUCCUAGCUUAAUGUCUUUUCUUCUUUCUACAUUUUUAUUUGAUGGUUUUGAAUCCAAUCUUAACGACAUUUAGUGGUUAGCUCUGCUGCUAAUGGUUGUGGUGGAAUGGUGUUUUUUUAGUUUGUCU